Glossina fuscipes is the source of this 2628-nucleotide messenger RNA. RefSeq names its product ninjurin-1. NCBI's taxonomy places the organism in Eukaryota, Metazoa, Arthropoda, Insecta, Diptera, Glossinidae. The transcript has 4 exons. Gene Ontology annotation, biological process: cell adhesion; tissue regeneration. The record is from RefSeq and is a predicted model, not a curated record. The coding region runs from base 383 to 1075 and encodes 230 amino acids. Gene Ontology annotation, cellular component: membrane.
AAAGUUUUAUGAUAAUUUCAAAGUGGUUUUAAUUUAAUAAUUAACUGCAUGCAAUGUGUUUGUUACAUGAAUUUUGUUGAUGAAAAAGCAUUGAUAUAGGGUAUAAAAUAAAAAGAGUAAAUUUUUAAAAUUUAUACUCUUCAAAGAGUUGUAGAGGAAGAGUUAAAGCAUUUUUUUAGAAUUGCUAGAACAGCUAAACCGCACAGAGCAAUAUAUUGCUGAGACAGUUUGCACAGUUUGCUAACAUUAUUAAUGCUGAUUGCACGUGAGUGACGGGAAUAUCUGAAAAAAAAAACAAUUUUCUGUUUUAUAUAUAUUUCCACAAAAAUAUUAAACAUAAAUAUAUAUACAAAAAGUGAAAUAUUUUUGAAGUAUAUUCAAUAUGACAGAUCGCUUCGUUACUUUGGAUAUAGACAAUGAUGCAUCCGGUCGUCGCAAAAGGAGUACGUCAAAUAAUGUUAGUCAGGGCGAAAACCCUCAUGAACUCAACGCCACGGCUCUGUUUGAUGGAUCAUCUAGAACACGUAGACCCGAAAGUAUAACGGACACCGAUGGUGAUGACGAGGUUCGCGUUGUGGGUCCCCACACUGGUGUUGACGAUGGUUUACUGCCGACAGGUUUUGAACGCGGCGCAGGCGAACGUCCUCAUAGAAAUCCCUCACCCAGACGCACAAGCAAUGCUUUUCCCAGCUACGAUGACUCCGGUUUCGUAGAAAUCAAUGGUGUACGAACCGCAGUGCCUGAUGUAAAUGCGUAUCAACAUAAGAAAACUUUAGCUCAAGGUAUGAUGGAUUUAGCUCUUCUAUCCGCAAAUGCUAAUCAAUUACGUUACGUACUGGAAACGUACAAACGGCAUCCCUAUUAUUAUCCCAGCAUAGUAUUUAUAUCUAUGAGUAUUAUUUUUCAGGUAGCUGUUGGUGUGGGCCUCAUAUUAAACGGCAAAUACAAUAUUAAGAACAAGGCGGACAUAUGCCGAGCGAAUCGUAUAAAUAAUUAUACUGUGAUCGGUAUAUUCGUUAUUACGGUAGUCAAUGUUUUCAUAUCCGCUUUUGGAGUUGCAGAUCCGCUGCCAUAAAUUAAAUUACAAUUUGUGACCACCGUCCAAGCAACUUGCUGGCAGCCAUUGAAAACGUAACUGUGUCUACUGAAACCUCCGUCCCGGCCCAACAGAGAAAGUGAAAUUUUCCUUCAUAUUUCAACUAUUGCUAGCAGGAUACCAAAACCAAAUCCACUAUCUUAACUCUAAUCCGACCGCCUUAGGCGUUUGAGGCUCAUUUGAGCUUUGGACUUAAAAUUUUCGAUUAUUUCACUUUGCAUUUCCAAAAGAUUUUAUUUUACUUUAUUUUAAGUUAAAAACAAGUAAAACAGCGCAGUGGAGCACGGCCUGCUGUUAAAUGCCCUACACCACACCUUCGCUUAGUUCAGUGACUCAUAUAACGUGUUAUCUCCGUAGUCUGUCUGUCUGUCUUCUUUUAGUUUUGUGAGUCAGCAGAUUAACAACACGUGACUCAGCCAGUUGCAACAACUGUGUUUGCUUAGUUGGUAAAUUGGUCAUAGGGAAGCCUAUGUAGAUCUUCGAUCAAUAAAUAUAAUUUUUCUAAUACCCCUAAUGUGACUUUUCAAAAUAAAGCUGUUAUAUGCGAAGUGGUCAUAAAUAUUGUUCGAUCUAUGUUGAAAUGCUUUCGUUCUUGGGGCACAAUAGAUCGGUAUACCAAAUUUCAUUAAUAUAUCUCAAAAAUUGCGACAUGUAGGUUUGACAGCUUCGGAAAGUGAUACAGAAUCGAUCGAUAUAAUAAAGAAUGGGACCAUCUCAAGUCCUUGUGGCUAUUGCAUACAUCCCUACAAACGAAAAAUAUACUUCUACCUUGCAGUUUAAGGUAUAAAAGCAUCCGUAUAGAUGAGAACAUUUAGAAGCUUAUAUAUGUAAUAGCAUAAUAUAUAGCACACUUUAAGCCAUGCAGUCCAUUUUCAAUGGCAACAUGCGCCGACAAACCUCCAAUAGUUAAACCAAAAAUUUUUUAAGCCGAUAUCUCAAUUUUUGCCAGUGGGGAAAUAUUUACCACAAAACAUUACACACAAGAACAAACGAAUUUGCCAAAAAUUACUUAUUAAUCGGGAAUAUACGUAAUCUAUGAAAUGAUGAGUACAAAAACAGCAAAAUGAAGCAAGCACUAAUUUGCAAACGGAAGAAGAAGAAAAAUCGAUGUAGGCAGAAAGACAAUACCUUUUAGGCUUCAGUAUACAUAAAAAAUUAAUAAAAUUAUCAUUUAGUAAUGUACGUACGUAUAACUUGAGCGUUUUGGUCAACUGGUUAAAAGCAUGCUACUUGCAAAUUUUAUAUAUAUUCCAUCAUCUACAUACGUUAUAUAAAUACAGGUUUUAAUUUUAAUGGUAUUUAACAUUAUGGAAGCAUUACUUUGUAACACAAAACAAGCAUACUGAUAUUAUCUUUUUGAAUGUAAGUUAUAUUCAACAGCACACCUUUUUUUUUAGGAGAUGUACUGGCAGAAAAAAGAAAACAAAAAAACGUUCCGGACGUACACGGACACGACUUUGAUUUAAAAAAAAUUUAAUUACGUAAUGUAAAGAAAUAAUAAAAUAAACAAACAAGAACGUCAUAUUCGGCGG